This is a messenger RNA of Selaginella moellendorffii, 670 nucleotides long. RefSeq names its product dirigent protein 23. The record is from RefSeq and is a predicted model, not a curated record. The transcript has a single exon. Lineage: Eukaryota; Viridiplantae; Streptophyta; Lycopodiopsida; Selaginellales; Selaginellaceae. Bases 10 to 558 code for a protein of 182 amino acids.
AGCACGAGUAUGGCUAAACUCAUCCAGAUCCUUGUAGUGGUAUUUUUCUUUGCAGCAAGUUCUUGCGCGGCAACGGAUUCUAGCAGUCACUUUACAAAGUGCACUGAAGUUAUUAGCUUCUACCUCCAAGAUCUCUUCUUCCCAACGCCCGGGGUGAAUGUCACCACGGCAAUUGUUCUUCCAGGCACGAACAACGCCACCAUGUUUGGAAUGGUGGCCAUCAUCGAUGACAAGCUGACAGAAGGCCCCUCGAUCGACUCCAAGCUCGUGGGAAGAGCCAAAGGAAUAUUAGCAUUCGAUUCUAUCAGCAACAUCAGCCUCCUGGCAAGCAUCACCCUGGAGCUCGAGGGGCGAGAUGGAAACAUCAAUCUACUGGGCCAGAACCGCGCUCCGGAUCCGCAGAGGGAGAUUUCAAUCGUGGGAGGAAGUGGAGAAUUUAGAUUUGUUCAAGGAUUUGCAACACUGAGAACGCAUUCUCUCGAGCCUUACGGCGCCAAGAUCUUUUGGCAGUUGCAUGUGAUCAAACUGUGGGACUGCUUGUUCAACUCCCAGGUGUAGAACCGAGAUUUCCUGUCCUAAGAAGAAUAAAAAGAGCAGCAUAUGAUUCUUGAAGUGAGCAUAAAAUUUUUCAUGUUUUCGCUGGUGAACCAUAUUUGCUUAUCUAUUUCUG